GUGCUCACGAGGGGGCCAAAUCCGACGUCAUGGAUACCAAGACGCCGCUUUGAAAACAAGUGUGGGCCCGUGAGCGGUGCCUGCGCGAUGAGGCGCUUUUCUCUUAAAUUUCUAAGUUGUAGGAAAAGAUGACUCGCCCAACAGCCUCUAGAUGCAUUUCCUCUUGUGUAGAACUCAAAUUGCCUCGCUUCGGCGUCCGAUAGUUAUGGAGGACGGCUAGUGCAACAACCCCUCCUCCGUUUCUCCAACAUCCGCCUUUUGAGUUUCGUUUUGCUUGGCUUCCGUCGCUGUGGGGGCUGUCUUCGGCGGCAUUUUAGCCCAGCGAUAAGUUUUCAGCAUGACGUUUAAGUGGGACGACUUCGCCAGGGAGUACUAUUGGGUCAUUCUUCUAGCGAUAUUUGCUGUAAUGGCACUAGCUGCCAUAGCGAUUUGGGCAAUACUUCGGUGCAGAUAUCCUCGACACGAGUACCUGGCACUCGACAACGAAAGCAGCUUCAUCUUGGAUCGGCUUGAACUAAGCCGGAAACUACGUGGUGAUAUCGAUCGCAAUGAGGCCUUGAUCAAUUGCCAGUACUACCUUCGGGGCUCGACAAGGUAUUUCCUGCGGUACCAGCUCUGCAACAUAGGCAGCCGCAUGGACCGGCACUGGUUUGUGGUGCGCGACAGUGCGACACGCACCGAGCGCCUGCUGACGGUGACAGCGCUUCCAGAUGCGUGCCCACUACGGCACUCGCCCUGUCAGGUCCGACCGGGUCUUCAGGAGAUCUUCCUCGACCUCCAGCACCCAUACGUCCACCCAGUGCUCGACAUCGACAUCAAGGUCUUGGCUGAACGCCCACACGUGGUGGUCGUGUCUCCGCUGAAUGAUGUUGGGUCACUCAAAGAUCUCAUAUACCAUAGCAAGUACAACGAAGACUGGCAGGAGAAGUAUCGUCCGCAAGGGACGGGCCUCCCACAGGACCAGGUGCAGCGUCUGGCCAAGCAGAUUGUUGAGGGCCUGCUUUUUCUACACGAGAAGGACUUCCCGGCAUUCUACAACCUACACCUGGGCAACGUCAUCCUCCAGAAUGGUGUGGCCAGACUCACUGGCCUGGAGAAUGUCCUGCUGGGUUAUGUGCCCAGGGUCUCGGCAUUCAUCCGCAAGCGAAUUUGCGAAGACAAGGAGGUCGUCGACGCCGUCUGCUUUGGUCAUGCUCUGUUUGAAAUGGCUGCCGGCUACGAAAUGUCCACAACGAAGCCUACAGACAAAAACUAUGCCGAUGUUGAACACUGCCCCGAAGUGUAUCAGGUUUUGAGGUUCAUCUUUGAGAAUGAAAAUCACCACUAUCCAACUCUAGAAGAGGUUGCUACGCUGGAUUUUUUUCGCAAUAUCGACCUGCGCGAGCUCACAUCUCACACUGUGCCUCCCAUCCUAAGGACCAACCUGAGCUCAACUGCCAAACACCUCCUACGAGAUGUUCAAAAGUUCUAUCGCAAUAAAGGAAAACUCAAGACGUCACGAUCUAUAUCGGUGUCUUCGUGUGAUGGUGGAGAGUCUUCUGACAGCGAAAAAGCAGGCCUGUUGCCGCGUGGCAUUCGGGCCAAGCGGCGACCGCCGAUGAGCCCCAGCCAGGCACCACUGGUGCUCAAGAAACCGUGUCCGCCGCCACCGUGUUCUUCAGAGCUGCUGUCUCCGCCUGCCGGUUCCUCUUCUUCUCCGCCUCCAGAGUUUUCCUCGUCCCCUCCGCAAGCGGAGACUCCGCCUCCCGAGGGCACGUCAACGUGCCCGCCCUCGAAAGCCUCGGACACGUCCCCCGUCGACACCGAGGCCACGUCUCCACUCGGCCCUGUGGCCGCGACCCCUCAUGGGCCUGAGGCAAUGCCUCCUCAGAACGGCGUCGGCGAUGCCGGUGUCACGGUCACCACCUUCAUGACGCCUCUUGUUGACACCCCGCCUCCCAAGGUUCCGCCCCGUCCACCUGUAUGGGUCCAGUCGCAGUCAAGCGUGAGCACUUGUGGCUCGCUCGAAUUUUGCACGCCACCGUCCAGUCCGCAGAUUGACAGUGCCGAGUGGUGUAGUUCGGAGUGCAUUACGUGAUCCUCUGUGCCAUAACUACAUAGUGAAAGCAAUUCAAAGCAGUUUUCUAAUUCUACUUGCACACUGAGGUCACAUCUGCGAAUGAUGGCGCUUAGUUACUCUUGCAGGGAAGUAUAUAUAUGCAGUGUUCACGUUGGCCUUGCUGUCAGAUAGUAGCACGUUGAGUGCAAUUAACAAUUGGCCUUGGUUUCAAUGUAGACGUGAGCUGGCAUUCAUUCAUCCCAGAAGUACAUAUGGGACGAGCACGGGCCAAAGAUGGUGCGCUUAUCUGUACAGUGAUCACCAGUUCAAUGCCACAGCUGAAUGACACUCACACACACGCUCACACACAGACACUCUAUCUCUUGUGCCUCUGCUGUUCACUAUUACUGUGGUCUGAACUUUCUGCAUCAAUUAGAGGGGCCCUGCAAAAUGUUUUAUGAAAGGCACAGAAAGUGUGCGGGAUCAAAAGGUAUCUUCUAACGAACCGUUUUGAACAAAGGGUUCUUUAGUGUACCUUGUAUGAGCGGUGUUGUCGGCAGUCAUAAUGCUGCCGCUACCACACACUCACGACCUAUUCCUCCUUUUUCUUCGUUCGAACUGUGUUCAAGUUGAGCCACUAUGCCAUUCUAGAAUUAUGCCCGCUGUGCUUUGCCCAUGAACAUUCCAAGCAUUUGUAUCAGCGUGACCUCAAGAUUGUGUCUCAUAGCCCUACGCAGCGUUGCACUGUCUUGGAGGGCAAAGUGUCAGCACGGUGGUAUCGUUCUCCUCCACCAGAUGACGCCACUGCUAUAUCGGUGGUGAGAUUUUUCUGCUUUUCCCUCUGCCAGAGAUAGUGCAGAUUCGUGAUGUAGCAAAAUCUGGCCAAUUAGCAUCACUUCUAAAUUUGUGUAGGAAUACACAUGAAGAGUACUAGAGAUUUUAGAAAGUUAGAGGAAAUAGCAGGUGGGGGUCAUUUGGACCGAAUGGUAGACUCUCUGCUGCACUUACAGGAACAAUGCAGUCGAAUGUGAUUUAACAAAGUUGCAUCCAACACAAAAAUACCUUCGUUAAAUCUGAUAUGUGUUAUAAGUAUAUAUUUCUUACAUGCUGAUAUCUGCGAUAAGCAUUGUAGAUGAUUCAUUAUAUUCAUUUUUAUUAUGUUGAGGUUCUACUGUACUGUACAGGCCCAGAUGUUCAUGGUAGUAUUGCCCAGUGAACAAGGUUACUGGGAUCAAAAAGUGUUGCAGACCUUUCCAAACCAAAAUGCUAACGAAAAUUCCUCCACUUGUUCUAUUCAGAGAUGCAGGUGUUAUCUGUUUCUUCUUCAAAGUAUGUUACAUACUGGCAACACAAAGUAAGCACUCCUUGUCACCAAGCUUUCAGCUUUGCCGUUGACCGGUGCGGCUGACUUUUUCGGACAGGAAAAUUUUUACAAACAUUGAAUGUCUGUACAGUAGAAGAGCUACAUUUAAGAUGAAGGUAAGGCUUCUCUCGCACUCUAGAGGUAGUAUCACACUUGGGAUUAACGUUAAUACAAAUUCCAAUGUUUUGACUGGAACCUUGUCUGAACAUUGAUGCCAGUCACACUUCUGUGCUUGUAAUUUUGAGAGAGCCAGCUAGUCUGGUCGGCAGCCCCUCCACAGUCCCCUGAUUUCGCUGUUGGCCAGCUCAGAUGCCUGGCAAUUAGCGGGGGGAUGUAGCUAUGAGACAACGUUAUUCAGGUUUCUUAUACACCCUUAUACAAAGUAAUUAGAAGUUGGCAUCUUUCUCAGAGGGUCUGCAGUGUUGCUGACAUACACAGAGGGUUCACUGGAAGAUGACUUGAAGUGGCCAAUAGUGAGCGAACAAUGGAGGCCUCAGCUUGGAGCCAACAUUUCAACAGAGAAAUUCGCCUUUGUAGGUCGGCAGGUUAAGCGGAUACUCGCACUCACUCAGAAAUAUUUUUGCAGGCUAUGUACUCACUCAAGUUUCUGCUCACACCUGCUCGCCAAUGCUCACACUUGCUCAGAGUCACUUCCAUUCAUAUCAACACCCACUCACACUCAUGCUAGCAUCCACUCCCACUCCCCGACAGUAACUCAGGUUCAUACUUACGUCCACUCAAAGUCACUGUCACUGACUUUUUUUUUCUACUCGCGUUAUCCAGCACUCACCCUUCUUCAUGCUCAUGUUCACUCGAUUUCACCGACACUCAGUCCUGUUCAUUGCUCACUUUCACCCACACCCUUCAUCCCUCACUAAUGCUCUAUUUUUCGCCUGUGAAAUGAGUGUGGAGCAAGUAUGAAUCACUGUGCUCGUGACUGAGCGUGCUGACCUGUGCUUGUCAUUGCUGGGACCCUAACCAAAACAGGUGUCCCUUCUAAAAAAUGUUGGCUCUGGGCUGAAGCUUCCCUUGUUGUCCUGCUGUUGACCAUGACUGCACAUGUACCAUUGACUCCUUCUUUAUUGUCACUUUAGGUGUCAAUCUGUGGACUUGCACACGCAUUUAUUGAGCGUUGAAUUGUUCAUCGAAUGUAGUAACUUUCCUGCGUAAUGCUAGGUAUCGCACUAUUGUGUGAAAAGGCCUUCUGUUCUUUCAUUGCAUGUAAUCUAGCAGACACAAAUUGUGGGAAUUUUCAAUUUCUCUGGAAAGACAUACUUGUAAUGUUUCUGGUGUCGUCGGAGUGGAUGUUAACAAUUCUCAUCAUGGGUGGCUAAUUGAAUGACCUGCCUUGAUGUCCCCAAGUGCCCGUGAACACUUCAGCUAGGGAAUUGAGAUUGUUAUGGGUGUCAGGGCCAAUCUGCUUUUCCAUUGGCAUGGAAACAACUGUAAAGUGUGCUGUGACCUUCCAGAAAGUUCAAAUGAAUCGUGGUAUCUAUACAGUAAUCCCUCUCUCUCUCUCUCUCUUUUGCUUGUUUGUUUGUUUUUUUGGCAUUUAUAUAGCUACCACUGAAAGGUGCAAAAUUUUUCUGUCCUUACUUGGCCAGUCUUUUGAAAGGAAAGCACACUUAAGUCCAGACCACACAUAUGUUUACAGAAGCAUGCAAGCUUACAUCUAUGCACCUGCCGUGCUGUCGACAAGAGACACACCACAGCACAUGCUUACUGGGCUCACUCAUAGAUAUCCUGGCAGACACCACUUCAUACUUUGUUAUUGACUGCAUUUCAAAGCGCUUCAGAUAUCUUUAAAUGUAAUUUUUAUAUUUUUAGAGCUGUUAGAUCAGCAAAAAAAAAAUAAAUUAAAGAAAAAGCCAUUUCUCACAUGAUGUAAAUCUGCCUCACUGAGAGUUGAUUGUAUUAUGCCGAAGCUGCAUAGCCCGGUGCGCCAAUGUGAGGUAGCCCAAACGUGCAAUAACAGAGAGGUGCUGUUCACUGGGAUUGUGCCGUGUUUUGGUGCUUCUGAUGCUUACGAGCCAUUCCGCACCAUCUGUGCAUGCGUGGGCGCACGGACGCAAGCUUGUAUGCAUCCGUAACCGUACGUGUGGUCUGGGCUUUAUUGAAACUGCAACUCCGGAGGCAGCAGAAUGAAGUGCCAAAAUAGAGUUAUGUGAGCUUUUUCAGCACUCACGUUAUGAAAAAAAAAAAAAAAAGUAACAAAAGAAAAACAACAUUUCCACAAUUUCACAAGCUUUGAGUAGCCCCCAACUUUGAAUGAUAUUUUGAGAGAAUAAACCCGCUAGAGUGACACACGAAAGCAAAUGUGCGCUACUUACUCUUAAAGAGCUGGGCUGCAGGAACCAAGUAGCUAAGUAGUUGAGUUGGUGCCUGUUCAAAGAUAGGAUUCCAGAGUAUCAAGGGUGAUUAUGGACAGUGCUUUGUCUCUGAUGCUAACACUUGGGCUGAGUCAUGCUAGUCUGAUAUUCUGUCCUUGGUCGAGGUGAGUCUGAACUGCUGACACUCCUAGAAGCUUUUUUUCGAAGAACCAUUAUUAAGCUUAAAGAUUUAGAGAAGCUGGGCUGCACCCUUCAGUGGUCCACUUCACAGGAAGUAGCCAAUGUAUUGAGCAAAUAACACGCUUGUAGUAGUGCUGUAAAAUCUCAAGGCUCUGCAUUGAUAGAAGACACUUCAAGACAGAUUGUAGCUAGCCAACAUGUUAUGCCCACGCAAUAAGCCUUGCAUGUACUCCGAUGCUAACAGGAUUCACUCAUACAGUCUUCAUGUUUGGCCAUGCUUCAACAGAACAGGAGCUUCUCAGUGAACUCGCAAUUGGUGGCAGGUGGAAGGGUAAAGCAGUGUGCUUGAGUAGAAGUUGUAGUGUGGCUAGAUGGAGCACAUCUGCUUCCAACGAGUUUAGUGCAAAGCAGACGACCACACAUACAAAGGCACACAAGAUGAACACUCGUAGGGCUCAUCUCGUGCUUUUGUAUAUGUGCUCCUUUGCUUCACAUGAAAUAGCUAUUGUAGAUAAAGCAGGGGUGAAGCGUGUCUAAAAAUUGUUGUAGUUUUUCUGUCCUAUCUCGUUAUUAUGAAGUCACAUUUGACAUAAUAGUGCCUUCGCUAUAUCCAAUAUUCAUUUUAAGUGUACAUGCUGAUAAAAUUAUAGAAAUUCACUACAUUGGCUCCAUGCGAAGUAGACGCAAAGGUGAUCCCUCCCACUGGCCAAGAUUUUGACAAUUCGUCAGCAACCUGCCAGGCGAGUGUGUGGCACGUGAACAACGUUAAAUUACAUGUGCGUGCUUCACACCAUGAUUAAUAUGCAAACGUGCAAUAAGAUCUUGUUGGCUUGCCAGCUGCAGGCCAGUCAAGCCAAGCUGCUAGCUAAAACAUUCACGCAUAUUUAGAAUUUGGCGUUUCAAGUUUCUCUUGCUCAUUAUUUGACAUUUUCACUACGGGAAUAAAUAUAUUUAGCUGCAAGAGAACAAAUAUUUGCUUUGCUGUAACCAGUAAUCUCGGAUCUUGCAUUUGCACUUUUGUUUUUGGCUGCAGGAUGCUCACUUAAAUAAGGCAUGGCCAACCAAAUUGUGGAUUUACUUCAUCAUUCGUUACAUCAAAGUUCAACCUAAAGGUGAAUGGCAGGCAUACCAAAAGCAAUGCAGAGGCUUUUGUAAAUAGUAAGCUAAAGGCAGUAAGAGGUAAGCAGAAGCUUGCCAAAUACAUUGAAAGAAUACAUUCUGUGGCCAGGUUACAGAGAGCUUUAGAGCGCUGUUGGCUGUUGUCUGUCCAUUGUAUCGCACAGUGAUGAUAAGAAGCUGCAAAUUUAUUUCCCGGAGGUGCACAGAGAAACGCUCCGAUUUCCAUAGUCGAAUUAUCGGUGGCACACCUUUGCAAGCGUGGGUUACAUCCGUAAGUGAAGAACAACUCCAUCCUCCAUAAGCACAGGAAAUGUCUUCUUGUUUUUCAACCUCCACGCAGAAGUGUCUGGACUAUAACUGCAACGAAGGAUGUCCUCUGGGGUGUCAUUUCAUGGCUGUAGAAAACUGAUGAGGUUCUUUGGUGCUAAACAUGUGGCUUUCCUUAACAACAGCCACAGAAGCUGAAGAUAAGCACGUGCACUGCAGUCCAAUAUUAAAGGGAACACAUGAGCUUAAAGCAUGUGCGAAUUCAUCCUUCUGCCAAGUGUGCAAUCGGCCGACUUUGCAGAAGAUUACUUGCAGCUAGCUGACCUAUGCAGUGCGGUGACAUAGCUUCAGCUGGCACUCACAGCUAGAGGGCCGGUAAAGUGAUAGCUGCACACUAGAAUGUUCCUUUUACCAGUGGACUGCACUGUACAGUGUACAUUAUUUCCGGAGGUAGUGUCGUAGAACCAUCUCUAUGCAUUCACAGUUUUGUGUGACUUCCCUUGCUUAAACAUUUGCACCUGUGCACAUUUAAAACGACGUAUUCUGAUUGCGAAGUUUGCCAGACUGUUGCUUUCUUUCUGUCAAUUUUUUUCUUCUGCUAAACGUAUCGACGUUUGUACGACAUAUAUUCAAGCCACAUUAUUGCUUUUUUUCCUAAAGCGGUCAAGGUGGCCUGUUAGCGAAGCAUCUAUGAAAGACUAGUUGGCAGACUUUUGUAUCUAGUCCUAGCUAUGGUCAGUGCCGGAAGACUAUUCAAGGUGCCUCCCCCCACAAGGUACAUUGUGUGUUGUUGAUUUUCCAGAAGCUUAAGAGCUCUGAUUGGAGAUAUUGGGAGCUGCUAUCCUUACAUUCCAUCCUUACUGAGCAAGUGAAUCAAUCUCGAGCUGUUGUUGGAGGUCACUCCAUGUGGGUGUGUUUUAUUAAUGAGCAGCCCUUUUCUUCUGAAUCCAGAAACCCCAAACACUUGUUCAUGGUGUAAGAUUACUGGUAUGUGAUAGUGAUGUGUGCUUGCCAUCACAAGUGACACGUUUUCAUGUUCUGAUGUCUGUAGGUGCAGAGAUUGCUAAAAAAAUUUCUAUAGGGAACUCUGGGUGCUGCCAUUGUUUGCCUACCAUCAGAAUGAUGGUUAGUACACGUAUUUGUCUAGUCAUCAUACUUCUGGCUUCCGACAUUCUUUUGGCAUCAUCUGUCGCAACUGUAUCCUUUUUAAAUUUCCAGACGCUCAUAUUUUUAUUUAAAUGCACGAAGGUUUCUGCACACAGGUUUGAUCAUUACAAAGUGUUGCAUUUAUAAUGCAAUAUGAAAAUGGUCAAUUUACAAAGUCAUGAACCAUUUUAAGCCAGAAAGAUUAAAUUUAGGCAAAUUCAUGUACUACUUGUAUUCCCUUGUUGACUGAACCACCGUACUUGCAGCUUCCAGACACACAGUGCCAGAUUGCCCUCUAGUAAUUUUAGUAGUAAACUCGAUGUCUGUAUGUUCCACUCAACAGGCGUAGUUUGCCAUGUACACUUUGCAAUUGUGUGCAAGUUUACUUUCUCCCCUAGUUCUGCUGGUCAUAUGUUCAGUGUUAAAGGAGUCCUGAUGAAAAAUAUCAUAGUCAAGCUGACCUUAAGAUUCACUUUCCACAUUUCAGUCUAUGCUGUUGCCUUAAAACAUGCUUAUUUGGUUUUGUAAAUUGUGUGAGAUGUUGUAGAUUGUGUGACUGGUCAGUGUGAGAAUUCGUGUGGUGACAUAAUGACCUGGGUGGAAGAAAGUCUGUGAAACGGUGGGACAUGCACAUUUUCAUGACAUCUUCAAUUCUUGGAAGUAGCUGACGAAAAACUAUGCACUGAUCUUGGGCAUUAACGGGCUGUAAGAUUGCAAAAGCACCCUGCGCCUCCAGUAUCAGAAUUGUCAGCAGACAUGCGACACAUGAAACAUGCCAAGCAAGGUGCCAUUACAGUGAAAAAGACAGCUCAACCAAGAAUGUGACACCACAUGGCGUCACACUCUCCUGGCAAUCAGAACUGAAACCUACUUUUUGCAAAGUGUCAGAAUCGCCAUAGUGAUGUUUCUUGUGUCGCAUUAAUUUGGUGGUGAGGAUUUUGUGUCACAAUGACAUCUGACAAAUUGAAAGGGUGCCUCAGGAGUAACUGUCAGGACUCCUUUAACAUAAACCAGUUUGUUGCGCUGACAUUGCUGUGCUUGCCAUACCACAAGUGAUCUUAGAACUAUUUUACGCAUGGCUGCAUAUUGCCGGGUCGCAGCUGUAGGCAAACACAUGUACUAGUAGCAGCAUAAAUUCAAAUGCAGACGACUCUGAAACUACUCCAUUGUGUUGUUUUGUUUCCAGGUUUUGAGGCUUAAUUCAGAUUUCAAAUUGUACAUUUGCAGCUACUGUCGGCUUAGAAAUCUUCUACAAAGCAAUUGGACGUCACACUUCCAUAUAGUUAUGCUUAACAGGCAUUCUGAUCAGUUAUUUUGAGUUUGCAUUUCAAUAUAUGCUGAUGGUCCAGUACUAGUCCUCUUUAAAGUGAAUGUCCAGCAGGUAUUGAAACUAAUAUAACAGAUACACUUCUAGUUCAUCGAGAGAAAAAAGGAACGCCUAUGCACUAAAAUAUAGUCUGCAUACCUUCAUGUUAUAAUUCAGCUGUAGUUUGCAGCCAAGUACUACGUUGUUGUUCCCUUUAACAAUGGGCCAUACUGUACAGCUGUACUUUGAAACCACAGAGAUCAAGGGAGCCAUGAGUUGGUGCCCCCUUGAUAACUAUCAGUGGAUUAAUUGCAAUCUUCCUUUUUUUUUUAGUUUUUUCCAGGCACUUACAAGUUAUUCAGUUAAAAGCUUGGCUAUAUCCCCUGCACACAUUUGCCUUUUAUACAAAGGAGCCCUUUGUGUAUUGCUGCAGAACAUUGUGCAUAGAAGGUUACAAAAGACAGUGUUGGGUUGGGAUAAAAUGGUAGACUAUGCUUCUGAAACAGUGAAUUGGAUACUUUCACUGUGGUCUUGCUGCAUAGCACAAGGUCACGGGUUCUGUUCCCAGCCAUCACUGCUGUAUACUAGCGGGUGCAAAAUGCAGAAACGCUCACGCAAUUAUGCAGAUUUAGCAAAGAGAAAUCCUGACUUCUCGGAAUGUAUCUAGAGGACUUCACUGCCCUGCAUCUCAUAGCCCCAUUGUUGCUUCUGGAUAUUAAAUGCCACAAAUUAACCAACUACUUUCAGUGAGAGAGGAAGCUUGACAUACCAGAAUAACAUGGUAUAGUGAAAGACUGACGGCGAUAUUACUUUCCAACUCCCGAGGGAACUUUCUGAAUUGUCAUAAAUUCUGGAAAUGGUUGUCCAAGGUUAUUUAAUUUGCUGAUGCUGAAGCUUGAAUAAAUCAACUUGGUUGUUUAAUGCUCUAAAACUUUAUUAGCAUUCUCUAGUUUUACUGAAAAACCAAACAGGUUAUCAGCUGAGACGCAUGCUGUGGUAAGGAGCCUUAAGAUACACUGUAAACACAGAACGGCAGCCAAAAUCUUGAGGUUAGCUUGAAUUAUAUUGGAAGUCUGUAGCAGCCUAUCAGUUUACCCUCACUUAGCACUUGUCCUUUGUGCCUCUGUAAGAUUUGAAUGCCUUGCUAUGCAACACCCAUUGCAUUCCUUUAGGCUUGAGCAUGGAUGUGAUACUUUUACCACACAAAAUCUUGUGGUGGUUUGAGUGGCAGAGAAAGGUGCUGGCUUAAUUGAGAAACUGGAUGUGUUAACCUUAGAUAGCACAGCCAAUUUCUUGUGCAUUGCUGUAUGGAGCUAACCUUCAAAGGCAUACAGUAUGCACCUUUAUGGUAAACCACUUGGGCCGAGCCUUUUGUAGUGCAACUAUAAUUGUAACCCGUACCACUUGAAAACUGUUGCAAACGACAUUGUUUUCUCCGAGGUUUGAAACACGAGUUUACACACUGUUCACAAAUGGUGUGGAUUCAUGGGCGGUGAUAGCUUAACUAAUGUGAGUCAAAUGUGCCUGUUGAUGUAUGUGUAUUCAGAAACCAACAAACUGCGCAACGUGGAGCUGAAUUUUGUAAGAAUUCUUUUUCUUCUGUUCUAGCAUGUUAUUCAUUGCACAAAGUGACUGAUCCCCAUGACAGCAGGAGCAAGACCUUGUAUCAGAUGACAAAGGGCAAAUAGAAUGGAAAACGGAUAUAAUUUUUGCAGAAUGCUGCCCCUGGAGAUGUCAGCUUUCCGCAACAUCUGAACUGUUGUGAAGUUUCCCCGCAGAAAUGUCGUGACACAUAUUAUUGGUCCACCAGCAGCUAGUGCUUAGAGUCUGGUUGCCGACAGGACAGUUGCUUCAUGGGUGAUGCAUUUCUGUUGUGUAAUAGACCCACCAAAGCUGGUCAUGUACGCUGUGAUUGGCCAAUGGAUUUGUGGGGCUCGGCUGAUCAAUAUGUCAAGCUUCUUGCUGUGGAUAUUGCAGGAACUCAAUCAAGACUUGCCGCAUGCUGUGUUUACUCUAAGCGGAGUCGCUGUGAUGAGUUUCAUUAGUGGACUGUGAUGCUUUGUAAGGAACAGUGCACUGAAAUUAUUGUCACGGAACAACACCAGUAUCUGUUGUUAUGUCAAUGUUUUUUUCCUUUAGUUAUGCACACUGCAAGCUCAUUCUUUUUGCAUUGGUGGCACAAUCCGAAUAAGGGUGUGAUUGUGAUGUAAUGAGAUUGCUGUUAAUAACCACCAAAAGGAAAUUUGUCUGGGAUCCAACGACGUUUCUAGGCUUGUGAUAGAAGUGGACCAACACUCUUGCUUUAAUGUCGGAAAAAAUCUGAGAGAAAUGUUCGUGGAGUGCAUAGAAAUGUCGAUCUUUUAGAUUGAACCACAGUUUUAGCAUGUCGUGGCUUGGAGGCUACGACAGCAGAGAAUCGUCAGUUGUACAGACACGCUCUGGUUUUAGAAUACUCAAGACCUAAACUAGUUCACUUCGCCCAUUGCCCAAAGCACAGCUAUUUCUACAGUUCCCUAUGAGCUCUCAAGUUCCAUGUGUACAGACUUACUUGCUCCACCUGUAGUGUAGUUGAGUUGAAUGCCUCUUCUAUGACAUGAGCUCUUUACAAUGUUUCAAUGUGCUCACCUUGCCUUGUCAGACAUAGUAGGGAAGUUCUUUCCUUAAUGAAGUGACCUCUAUAACAAGCUUUUGCUGUUUUUUGCUUGUGUUUUGUUAUAGUACAAGCAUUUAACUGCACAAUGCAGAAAAAGAAGUUGCUCCAAGAUUGGUGCGUUGCUGGCACCAGCCAGUCUGUGCUAAGCCUUUUUUUUUUUCGUCCGAUGUAGUUGUGCAUUCAUACUACGUAGUACAGUGGAAUAUAAUGCCACACUAUUUCAUUUGCAAGUGCCAUGCAGCGAUCGAGAUGCUUCUCUCACAUGCUUAGUGUGCCCUGCAGAAUGCAAUAGUUCAUGGAAAUUGGCCAUUGGCAUUGAUCAGGGGCAGUGUUCUCAAGCAGUUUCUUUCGGGGAUACUAUAAUCAUUGCGAGAUUUCACACGACUUGGCAUUGAACACGUUGGAAUACAAGUCACAUAAAAUCAUGCAAAAGGUAUUGUAUCCCCGACAAUGACUGCUUGCGACGCAGCUCCUAGAAUGGGUGCAUUCCAGCAAAUAGCAUAACAGCAUGCCGCUGCUUCAGCCAUGGAAAAUGGGUGGUGUUUCGUUUUGUUCACCACCAGCUGAGUCUGUGUGUCUCUUUCUCGCAGUGCAUUUUCAUUUAUUUUUGGCUUGUUUACGUAUGCAGUUAAAAAUGGAACCUCGUUACAAUGAAGUCGCGUCCGACAAGGAAAUACCUUCGUUAUGUAAAAUUUUCAUUGUAAGCAUACACACUGAUAGUAAAUUUUAGACUUUGUUAUACCUGUAAUGAAGAAACCAGAAGCUGUCCCUCCGAACGCCUGGUUUGGUUUUUCUCUCUCACUCUUACAUGCUGCCAUGUGCAUUUUGCUUUUACAUAACUGAUAAUUUGUUGUGUCCAUGUUUAUUAUGUUAUCGAGGUGCGAGUGUACUGCAAACCCUUCACAAGUUUUCCCACCCUCACAGCAUGUGCCUCUCACAGAAAGAUUCACACAAGUGCUAGUUAUGCUCAUGAGAAAGUUUUAUCAUUAAGCAAAUAAAUUCCGUGGAAGUCUAUAAGGUAGAAAAAGUUUCACAUAGCGGGCGGGGGUGGUUGUUGUCCACCCAAAAGUACUGCAAGGUUAUAAAGGUUAAAACCACAGUGUUUUCCUUCCAAGAAACCUGUAUGGAUUUCUCUGUAGGUUUGCGCUAUCCUUGCGUGGAUGGCUUUGUAAGAGAUGAUGGCAUCCUUGGGCUCACUUGCACGUUGGGUCAAACAACCUUUUCCUAGCCAGAAUCUGUAAUCGGCAAUAGACAAAUGCAAAGUCUCGAAAGCCCAGGAGUUGGAUAAAGGAUGCGCACGUCUUGCUACAAUCCUGGACUGCCCACAACAGUCCCGUUACACUUGAUGCAAUACAGCGGAGUGCGUUAACCGUCUUCAACAGAGAGCUGCAUCAAGCUUGGCAAGUAGCCUUUUGUGACAGAUCUCUACACCUAUUUUGGUGUAACAAUUCCUUGUAGGAUUGUCUACUGAUGCCUCUCCUCACUGUCUUUACUUGCACAGUGUGGAUCAUCAAUAUGGGAUGGAAAACCUAAUUAUUUAUUCAAGCAGUGAUUUUUUUUUACUGCUAACGGCAUUUAUGCACUAAGAAAUGGCUUGACUGUGUUCAACAUUUAUUGCGUACACAUUGGUUGAGGCUUGCCUUCACAUAACAUAACAAAUUAUGUCUGAGCA
Molecule: messenger RNA, 14074 nt
Organism: Dermacentor andersoni
Lineage: Eukaryota; Metazoa; Arthropoda; Arachnida; Ixodida; Ixodidae
Gene: Slob
Product: Slowpoke binding protein
Source: RefSeq, a predicted model, not a curated record